Messenger RNA from Penaeus indicus, 1253 nucleotides. Its product is annotated as UDP-glucose:glycoprotein glucosyltransferase 1-like. The record is from RefSeq and is a predicted model, not a curated record. The coding region runs from base 104 to 925 and encodes 273 amino acids. Gene Ontology annotation, cellular component: endoplasmic reticulum. The transcript is spliced from 7 exons. Lineage: Eukaryota; Metazoa; Arthropoda; Malacostraca; Decapoda; Penaeidae. Gene Ontology annotation, molecular function: UDP-glucose:glycoprotein glucosyltransferase activity.
CUUCAGCACCUUCAGCUCAAGUGGAGGCAAAGAGGAUGAAACUGAGAAGGUGAACAUUUUCUCCGUGGCGUCUGGGCAUCUGUACGAGCGUUUCCUGAGGAUCAUGAUGGUGUCUGUCCGACGCCACACAAAGGCCCCAGUUAAAUUUUGGUUCCUCAAGAACUUCCUAUCUCCAAACUUCAAGGAUAUUCUGCCACUCCUUGCCAAAGAAUAUGGCUUUGAGUAUGAACUGGUCCAGUACAAAUGGCCCAGAUGGCUCCACCAACAGACAGAAAAACAGCGCAUCAUUUGGGGCUACAAGAUUCUCUUCUUGGAUGUACUUUUCCCCUUAGAUGUUAAGAAGAUUAUUUUUGUUGAUGCAGAUCAGGUUGUACGUGCUGAUGUCAAGGACCUGAAUAAUGAAGAGCUUGAUGGAGCUCCCUAUGGAUUUGUGCCUUUCUGUGAAUCACGCAAGGAAAUUGAAGGAUUCAGGUUCUGGAAACAAGGUUAUUGGCGCAAUCACCUAGCUGGAAGAAAGUACCACAUCUCCGCUCUGUUUGUUGUUGAUCUGAAAAAGUUCCGUAGGAUUGCAGCAGGCGACCGACUCAGAGGCCAGUACCAAGGGCUUUCACAGGAUCCCAACUCACUUUCAAACUUGGAUCAGGACCUUCCUAAUAACAUGAUACAUCAAGUGCGUAUUAAGUCAUUACCUCAAGAUUGGCUCUGGUGUGAGUCUUGGUGUGAUGAUGAAUCAAAGAAAAGUGCCAAGAUUAUUGAUUUGUGUAAUAACCCAAUGACCAAGGAAGCAAAAUUAGUGGCUGCGCAGAGAAUAAUUCCAGAAUGGACUGAAUAUGAUAAUGAAAUAAAGGCUGUAUUAAAAGGAUUCAAAGAAAAUAAAUCAUUUGCAGAGGAACAGCCUAGUCAAUCACCUCAUAUAGAACUAUGAUACUCAUGUAUGGGGGUAAUGUUUUGUAAGUAAUGUUUAUAGAUGUCGUAUGAUUUAUUUAUGAACAUAUCCAAUGUUAAAAGUGUAAGUUUUCAUGCAGUUCAUUGAAAAUCAUUGUCAUUCUUAGAACAUUCAUUUAAGAUGUAAAUUUUUUGGUAUUUGUGUAAUUAAAGGCAUUUUUUUAUUUAUACAUUCCUUUGAUAAUUGCGAUUGUUCUGUUCAGCAAACAUGGAUAUGAUAGUGGUAAAACAUUUUUAAUGUCAAAGUUAUUUUUCUUUUCUUUUUUUUAUAAAAAUCUAAUAAAAAAUAAAUAAAGGAUGAAAUCUUU